AGAAGAUUGUAUCAACAGUCCAGCAACACAGACAAAACCCACAUUCUCCUGUGCUUGAUUUGUUAGCAGGUCCUGGUCUUGUAUGUAGACAUUUUUUAAGACAGGGUGUGUCUAAAGUUGUGGCCUUGGAUACACACCAGGAGUGUUUACAUUUACUCAAGGAAGUCCAACAAGAGUUUGGAAGUGAACGGUUUCAUUUCUUUAACUGGUCUGUGGUGAAUCUGUACCUGAAGCUGCAUGCUGCAGGUAACAGUGAUAGAGUCAAGGCAUAUCAUGAGAUGGAGUCUCAAGUUGUAAGGCUGCUCCAGCAAGCUACACAACUUCGUACGGAUGUGCCUUAUAGUAUAGUUUGUAUCGGGGACAAGAACAACAAUGAGAAUUUUAUAUUUUAUGUUUUGCGGAACUUGCCCAAUGAGGAUCCCAUUUUGUCUCAUGGACGAGUAGAAUUCUUUUUCCUAGCUCACCCAAAGUUGAAACAGAAACUUGAUUAUAUUGCCAACAUUCAGAAAAGCAGUAGUGGUGUCUCAUCUGUUACCAGAGACAAGACAGGCAGCACAUACUUUGGCUACAUCCAUGCUAUGAUUCAUCUGUUUUAUGAUGUUGAGGUUUUAGAGCAGUUCAAUGCAGAUGACUUUUCUCCUCCUUUCAGCUCAUCAAGAAGUAGGCAGAACAAAGACAUUGAUCAUUCAAAGAGAUUGUUGGUCAGAAUGCAGUUAAAAAAGAAUGUUGAUGACAUUCUCCCUCUUCAUCAUCAUACUCCAUUUUUACAUUUCCUAAAUCAAGUGUACAAGAAAAAGGCACUGAGGACUAUACCAGCACUGGAAAUGUUAAUGCCUGGAUGUGGCUUGAGGAUGUUGGCAGACGGUUUUACUAUGAUGGACAUUAUUAUCAGGUCCAAUCCAGAAGAGUUUGUUAAACUCUACAAGUCAGCAAUACAUUGGCCAGAAUUUGUGUCGUCACCACUUCACAAUUAUAUAAUGAUGAAAUUGACGGGCAGCGCAGCAGAGAGCGGCUUAUCAGAUGAAGAAGCACACUUAGACAAUGAAUCUGGUUAG
This is a messenger RNA of Candidula unifasciata, 1055 nucleotides long. The record is from the annotation of a GenBank genome assembly. Lineage: Eukaryota; Metazoa; Mollusca; Gastropoda; Stylommatophora; Geomitridae.